AUGAAUAGGAUGGCAACCAAUAUUCUGACUUCGUGUGAUUCUAACUCAUCUUAUACUUUAAUUACUUCCAAUGAUAAAUUCUGUAAUUGGUUUUAUGAUGAGAAAACGUGUUGGCCAAUUGCAAAAGCCAACACUAAUGUAUCCCAACCGUGUCCAAAAGUACAAGGAUUUGACAAAAUGAAGAUGGCCUAUAAAUACUGUACAGAAAAUGGAAGUUGGGAAAAUGUAACAAAUUUUUUUGGACCAACAGAUUAUAGUAGCUGUUAUACUCCAGAACUAACGGAAAUGCUAGAAAAACUUGGAUCAGACUACGAUACAAAACGAAAACUUGACAUAGCUCUUAACACUGGAGUGAUUGAAGUCGUUGGGUGCCUUGUAUCAAUCAUUUCAUUGAUCAUAUCACUAUGCAUUUUUAUCAGGCACAAGGGUAUAUUGGAACAGAGGUUCAAGAUACACAUGAAUUUAUUUGUUGCUUUAUCACUACAAAUGUUCAUCAAAUUAAUUUUGAACAUUGAUAAACUGGAUUUAUUCAAAACUAAAAAAGAUCUAUCGAAUGUAACUUGUCUUGUGGAUUGUAAUAACCAGAUCCGUUUAGUGAAAGAUGAUGACAAUAAUUGGUUUUUUGGAAUUAUGUACACGCCAAUCAUUUGUGAAGGUAGUCAAGUCAUAUUGGAAUGGUCUAAAACUGCCAGUUUUAUGUGGAUGUACAACGAAGGAGUAUAUCUGUAUAGAAUAAUAAAAUCUAGAGUCUUAAGAAUAAAUUCAAUAAAUUUUCGAAUGUAUCUAUUUGGUUGGGGUUUACCAGCUUUGAUGACUUCUGUAUGGUUAUUGGUAACAAUGGUUUACUACAAAAAAUCUUCUAGUGUCUGUUGGUGGGGCUACAGUUUGUUACCAUUUUUUUGGAUUCUUGAAGGACCCCGAAUGAUAAUUCUCGUAGUAAAUUUAAUAAUAUUAAUCAUCGUAUUGAGAGAGCUGUUGAAGAAAAUUAAAUCAAAAUUAUCACCGUCAAAUGAGUUGGAUAUCAUAAGAAAAGUAUCCAAAGCAGCCAUAGCUCUUGUCCCUUUACUUGGAAUUACAAACUUUAUAUUAGUUAUAAUACCUGAACCACAUUCGAAAAGUCCUGAAUUAUUUGCUUUCUGGUCAUAUUCCGCACAUAUAUUACACUCGUUCCAGGGCUUAAUGGUGUCAAUAUUAUAUUGUUUUAUGAAUAAAGAAAUUAAAAAGUCUUUUGAUAAACGAAUGAUGCUCCAAAAAUCACGACGAGAUUUUGAAAUGGAAAUGACAUAUAAUUUAUUUAAAACUUAG
Molecule: messenger RNA, 1305 nt
Organism: Macrosiphum euphorbiae (potato aphid)
Lineage: Eukaryota; Metazoa; Arthropoda; Insecta; Hemiptera; Aphididae
Source: the annotation of a GenBank genome assembly